AUGUCAGAUGCAUUCUUAUCACGUUUGAAGGGUCAACUCCCGAACGAGACAUUGAGUGUUGUCAACGCAUAUCUAGAACGUUUAGAGCAAGGCGAAUAUCAACAACUUCUCCAGAGCCCAGAAGCGAAAGAACUAUUUUUCCCAGAUGACCAACAGCAAAGAUUUGAAAGCAAUGAUUCUACAGAAUCGGAGUCCUGGAGUGCCUUUGUCGUCCGACGUUUACAAGCGAUAUGCAGCGCGAGACCGGGAGAGACGCAAUCAAUAAUCCUCUUCUGUAUCGGAUAUGCGGCCCUUCUUGCCUUCGUCCAGGCUAACAUUACUGGAUCACCCUUGAAGUUUCGACCUUCAACGAUAAUCCUUCCCGAGCCUAUUGCGACAAAUCGAAAGCUCUACGGCAAGGUCCAAACGCAAUUGCUCGCGGAGUUGAGCGUGGAUGGCAUUGCACCAUACAAAUUAACACCGAACAUCGAGCUCUACUGUUUCGCGAAGAGUGUCAUGAACAACGCCACUAUUCAAAAAAAUGUCAAGAUCGUAACAUGGGCUCGCAUGAGAACAACAUUCGUUCAUCAAAGGUUGCUUUCAGAAACUUCUUCGACGAUCCAGAAUAGCUUGUACGACGACCUAGACACCAUUGAAAGUGGUCUUGAUGCGGCAGGAGCAACCAAUGUCAAAGCCGAAUUUCUGCUUGAACGGUCAGCGAUACAUAUCCACCAUGGUCUUGACAAGCUGGCUCGAAAGGACAUCGACGCCGCGGCGGAGCAACGUCAAUUUGACUUCGCAUUAACAGGACUGCUUGGCAAGCGUACCAAAUUCCAGGAAAAGGAGACUAGUCAACUUGUGGUGCUUGCGAAAAGUCAUGGCGGUGACGACACAUCUGGCGGCGACUCUGGAGUCAAAGAUGCAGAUGUCAAAAAGGAGACAAAUCGCCCGACCAAUCUGGAUCUGAACGACGAUACCCUCCUUGAGUCAAUAUCGUUUUCCGAAGUGGGAUCCCGAACGACUGCCGAUCUGCGAGGCCCCGAUGCACUCUCUGCCACCCUGAAGAGCUUAGACCCUGGCAACCAACCCCAAUUGGAACCGAUCGACUCAAUAAUUCUGCUUGCGCUGGCGUCUUCAAUCACGAACACCUCUCCGCAGCAUGGUCUGACCAGAGAGGAAACCCUUCCAUAUGCUACGAGAGUCCUUGAAGGCGGAAGCUCAAACUGGCAAGUAUACACACAAGCGUUGCUGGUUCGCAGCCGCAUUGAGGGAUACAAGUCGCGUACCAUAGAACGUGGAUUGCUGCAGUUGCAAGCUCUGGUGGAUCAGGUUAUAGCCGACACGAAAGGAGCGGAUGCACACAACACAGAUGGCGAUCAAGCGCCCUCGUCAACCUUUCUGCCUCGAGCGGAAGAUUCAGAGAGUGCUCCUGUCACCGAUCGGGUCAGAUACAUUUUUCAAAUAGCUACCCCUUUUCGCUGGGAGCUCGAAGCCGAGCUUGCGUCGCGUUGGGUAUCAUUAGGCGGCUUGCGAUCAGCCCUGGGAAUCUAUGAGCGGCUUGAGAUGUGGGCUGAAGCUGCGUUGUGCUGGGCGGCGACGGAACGGGAAGACAAGGCGAAGAGGAUGGUGCGGAGACAAUUAUAUCAUACCACAGGCGGCGAACCAGGCGUACCAGAUGGUGAUGCUGGCGAAGACGAAGAAUGGACAGGGCCGGAGCGAUCACCGCCCCCACUUGACGCACCACGAUUGUACUGCAUUUUGGGAGACAUCGACAAGUCCGUGGAGAUGUACGAGAAAGCUUGGGAUAUAUCUGGCGAACGUUAUGCACGUGCGCAGCGAUCGCUCGGACGGCACUAUUUGGCGUUACGCGACCAUGUUAAAGCCGCUGGGGCAUACAGUAAAAGUUUGCAAGUGGACCGGUUGAACCAUGCAAGCUGGUUCGCAUUAGGCUGCUCGUUGCUUGAGCUAGGUCAAUUCGACAAGGCCGUCGAGGCCUUUUCACGGUGUAUCCAGCUUGACGAGUCGGAUGCAGAAUCCUGGAGCAACCUGGCUGCAGCCUUACUUCGCACUGAGCCGGAUGCAAUUGCAGCUGCCGCCGCGAAGCCAAGUCCAACGUUCGACGACGAAGAUGUCAAUGCCUCGAGCGCUGAAACGCUUGACGCUGGUCAGGCAGUUCGGAUGGAUGCACUUAAAGCACUGACACGUGCGGCAACACUCAAGCGGGAAUCGUACCGAAUAUGGGAGAACGUACUCAUAGUUGCGGCGUCGCUUCGCCCUCCAGACUUCGUCGUAAUGCUAUCAGCUAUGCGACGCAUCAUUGAAUUAAGAGCUGCUAGCGACGGCGAGGGCGCUGUCGACAUCGACCUGGUCGAGAAGCUUGUGCUAUACGUAAUCUCGAUUUCUAGCACUUAUGAUGCGGCCCAGCCCGGUAUUCAGCGUAUGGUGGUCAAGUUCGUCGACGAGAGCGUUACGCCUCUGAUAACAAAGUCUGCCCGUCUCUGGCGAUUGCAAUGGAACGAAGUCGUCGAAGCCACUGUACGUCUGUGUGAUUCGUAUGAGAGUCUUGGACCUCGCGAAAGAACAGAGGGGUUAUCUGCGGGCGAGCUCGUCGCGAAAGACUGGAAGUUCAAAGCACGUAGUGCCGUUCGAGGGAUCAACAGCCGAGGCAAAGAUGUCUGGGAAGACACGGAUGGUUGGGAGAGGCUGAAGCAAGUCUUGGCGGACCUAAAGAACUGA
Dissoconium aciculare CBS 342.82 is the source of this 2715-nucleotide messenger RNA. Its product is annotated as TPR-like protein. Lineage: Eukaryota; Fungi; Ascomycota; Dothideomycetes; Mycosphaerellales; Dissoconiaceae. The record is from RefSeq and is a predicted model, not a curated record. The transcript has 2 exons. Gene Ontology annotation, molecular function: protein binding. The coding region runs from base 1 to 2715 and encodes 904 amino acids.